Messenger RNA from Cherax quadricarinatus, 3078 nucleotides. RefSeq lists its product as uncharacterized. Gene Ontology annotation, cellular component: nucleus. Gene Ontology annotation, molecular function: DNA-binding transcription factor activity, RNA polymerase II-specific. NCBI's taxonomy places the organism in Eukaryota, Metazoa, Arthropoda, Malacostraca, Decapoda, Parastacidae. Gene Ontology annotation, biological process: regulation of transcription by RNA polymerase II. The record is from RefSeq and is a predicted model, not a curated record.
UCUCAGGUCAGUGUUUACAUUGUCAUGGCCGACGACACACUCACUCACAUCACUCAUAUUAUUAUUAUACUUUACUGCUCUUAUAUCCUCUAGUUCUUACCCUCACUAUGAUGGCUCUAGGCUUCUACCUUGUAGAAUGGAUCAUCAGGCGAUCCCCAAUGUCACAAGUGGAUCUUUAUCACCAGAACUUCGCCCCACAUCUUCCCGGAAGCAUGAACUCUCCUCGGGGCUUGGCCUUCGACCAGUGGAUGCAGGUAUACACUCAAUAAACGACGAGAUACAGCCAGUUCAAGAAGGCUUACACCAAGCUGCCCAAGACAUACGCCAGGUUGGCGGACAGCUCCACCAAGUUAACAACGGUAUAUCGGUUGACGGGGAAGAGUUGAGGCUGACGGACAACGACAUGCAACAAGUCAGCAGUGAUUACUCUCAGGUUUCUGACCCUCUUGCUGUAAAUAAUGAAGAUAAUCUGACAAUGGAUGGCGAGAUCACAGACAUGGAUCAGAAUCAAGAUGUACAGGUCAUUACUCAUCAGACCAAUCUGCUAGAAGAUGCAUCAGAAGUUCUUAAUGCAAACAAGACAGUAAAGUUGCAUAGUUUUCCCAGCCAGCAAGCUGCUCAUGAAACACACAACCCUCAAGGUCUACAGCUUGGUGGCAUUACCAAUGGUAGCGGAACUCUGCCCCUAGACACUCAGCAUUACUACGAGCCUCUUCACCCGGCACCAAUAAUGGUGUACGAAGUCCCAGCCAGCAACAUUGUGCCUUUUGAUUCCCUAGUGCCUGUUCCCAUGUCCAAAGGUAUGGGUGAGAAGAGUAAUGAGGGGGUAGACUUACUACAAGCCUCCGUCAGUGAGACUGUUUACACUCAUCCAUCUCAUGAUAUGUCUCAUCCGUUAUAUGUCUUACACCAGCCUCAGAAGAAAGAACCUAAUUCUGAAGGUAUGGUCAUUGAGCAAAUUAAUGGAAGUGAUGGAGUGAGUCCUAACAUCGUUCUUGAAAACAGAGAUACUAACAACUUUACAAAAGUAGGGGAUCAGUCCUCUAAUAUGAUGCCAAUUGGCACUGAGUUUAGUCUUAUAUCAGCCUCUUGUUAUGACAGUUCAGUAACAACUGUGGCAAAUAUGGCACAACUGUCCAUGUCAGCAGUAUAUCACACCUCCACAGACACAGACAGCGAAGUUGCUCUUACCCUUGCUAGUCUUGGUAAUCCAAAAAUUGAGAAAAUGGACCGGGAAUGCGUUCAGAACCAGGGUUCAGAACAUUCGGAUGUCAUUAGGGCAGCUUCCAUCAUAUCGGGUGUAACUGAUCACCAACACUUUGAUAAUAUAGAUCACCAAAGUAAUAAAGGUUUAUCUGAAGAAGUGAGUAAAAAGGAGAGCAAGCCUACUCUGGUGCUGAGGAGCAGAAGAAGUAGAGGCACUACUCCUAACCAACACCACCAACAUAUGCUCACUGAUGACACCAAGAAGAGCAGCAGGAGGAAGAAAAAGAGAGUGCCAAAACUCAUUCCCUUCCCAAAAACCGAAGGAAGUGACAAUUUCAUAAUUCCAGAGAGUGUGUUGUCUGUUCGUCAGAUACCUGCUCCGUCAAUCACCAUGCAGAACGAAUCUCAGAAGGAAAACCUGCUGGGUCAGCUGCUCAAGGCAUCCGAGCACUGUGAACCAGCAACCCUCAUACCAGAAGGCGUCGUCGAUGAUGUAAUACCAGCAGUUGGCUACCGAAUAAUGGAUAUGACCAAUCUCAGUGAGAUGAUAAGAAUGAUGCAUCGUUGUACAGGUUCCAUGGGAGCCAUUGUGAUUCAGGAGCAAGCUUCUCUCCGUGAGGGAGCUGUCUCCCAACUUAGUGUUAUUUGUACUGGCUGCCAGGAAGGGGCAGUGUGUGCUACCAGCAACAGAACAUCAGCCACAGGUCCCUGGGACAUCAAUGCGAGGGUGGAACAACUCACUAAAGAGUUCAACAUUAAGGAAGACCAAGUGCAGCGGAUGCUAGAAAUUCUUGGCAUAUUUUACCGUCCUUGUGACCCGUCCCUCCAGCCUAUGCCACAACCAAUGGAAAUGGAGGCAACACCCGUACAUAGUGGCAAGAAAAAGAGAAAAAAGAAAUCUGACACAGAUUCUUGUGGCAAGCCCAAGAAUUUAGUUUGUACUGUUUGUAAGGAAAGAUUUGUUGGGGAGAACCACCUUAAAAAACACAUGCACAGCCACGACCUUACCUUGCACACGUGCCCCUACUGUCAUGCAUACUUCAAGAAGCCCUUCAACCUCAAGCAACACAUCAAGAAGCAUGAGAAUUGUAAGUACGAGUGCAACCAGUGCCAGCGAGUGUUCACUGACAAGUCAACUUUACAGUGCCACAUUAGAUCACAGCAUGAAAAAAGGUAUAACAUUCAAUGUGAACUCUGCUUAAAACGAUUUUAUCAUCGAGCACACUACAACGAGCAUAUGCGAAUCCACACCGGCGAGAAGCCUUAUAUGUGCGAGUUGUGCGGAAAAAAGUUCUCCUGGCAUGACAGUGUUAAAAAACACAUGCAGACUCACAGUGCUGAAUCCAAGUACAAGUGUCGCCUCUGUGGCAAGUGGUUCCGAUGGUUGCAAGGUGUUCGUCAACAUCUACAACAGCAACACAAGCUGAAGAAAUGUGACAUUGAAGCUCAGGUUGUUACUGCAGCAACAGAAACAACUUCUAGUCUUCCACAGUUCCAUCAGCAACCUCACCCUCCACAGCAGCAGCAGCAGCAGCAGCAACAACAACAACAACAACAACAACAACAGCAGCAGCAGCAGCAGCAACAGCAACACCACAACCAUACUCACCAGCAGACACAAGUGUUGCAACAAACCUCCACUCAACAACCACAGGAUGAUAACACAUCAGGAAGAGAAUACCACACACUUGAGGCUGCUGCUCCUGACAGUGACAACACAGCACAACAGACAUUAAAUAUGUUUCAUGUAACACAAGUGGAAAAUCAGCAGCAGAGUAUGUUUCAGUAUCAUUAAUGUGACUUCAAGAGUAGGCUGAAAGCAGGUCAUGGUACACUCUACAGUAAAUAUAUUUAAGUAUCCAGGGAUUUUAU